This is a messenger RNA of Lodderomyces jiufengensis, 2157 nucleotides long. RefSeq lists its product as uncharacterized. The coding region runs from base 1 to 2157 and encodes 718 amino acids. NCBI's taxonomy places the organism in Eukaryota, Fungi, Ascomycota, Pichiomycetes, Serinales, Debaryomycetaceae. The transcript has a single exon. The record is from RefSeq and is a predicted model, not a curated record.
AUGAAGUUUGGUCAAUUAGCAACAAGUUUUUUGGCAACUUUGUCAAUAGUUAAAGCAUUAGAAUACAAUUUCAAAGUUGUUGUAACACAUAACUUUGAUGAUCUUUAUUUUGAACCAGAGGGUUUUUUAACUUCAAUAGAUCAAGAAACAAGAUUUAAAUUCACCGAAAAUUAUUUAUUAGCUUUAAAUGAGAAUCCAUCUUCAGUUAUAUCAGAUAUUACUACACAAGAAUUUUUACUUGCUCGUUCAAUAGAUGCAGAAGGUUUAUCAAGUUGGAACUUAGUCGAUUCAGAUAUAAUAUCAUUUUCUAAAUCAUUACAUAUCUGUAGUUUAGGAGUACAGAGUUUUUUUAGCACAGUUUUAUCUGAGAAUUGUGAACCAUUUGUUGGGGAAAUUAGACGUUUCGAUUUACAAUUAAACGAGGAUCCAUCUGAAUCAGUCAUUACAGAAACUGAAACAAUUGCUCCAAUCACUACAGAAGAACCAAUUGAGCCAAUCACUACAGAAGUUGUACCAAUUGAACCAGUCACUACAGAAGAACCAAUUGAACCAGUUACUACAGAAGAACCAAUUGAACCAGUCACCACAGAAGUUGAACCAAUUGAGCAAAUCACUACAGAAGAACCAAUUGAACCAGUCACAACAGAAGAACCAGUUGAACCAGUCACUACAGAAGUUGUACCAAUUGAACCAAUCACUACAGAAGAACCAAUUGAGCCAAUCACUACAGAAGUUGUACCAAUUGAACCAAUCACUACUGAUGAAGCAACUACAACAACAGAUGAACCAGUUGAACCAACAGGCGAGCCAAUUGAAUUAGUUGAUCCUUCACAACCAUUUAGUAUUAUUGCUGCAAUAGAUGGAGUUUUUAGUCCAUUACAAUCCAACUAUACUCAUGUUACAGUUCAAAAUUUAAUUGAUGGAGUUGAUGGAGCAUUUGUAAUUACAGAUGGUUUUUUGUUUGUAAAUGGACAAUAUGUUUUUGUUGGUGAAGGUGGACUUUUAUUUGUUGUAGAUGAUGUUGAAGAAGCUACAGCUGGAUGGAGUAUGAUUGAUAAUGUUAUUAAUCUUGAAGAAACUCAAGAGUCAGUACAAAAGAAACGUUCAGAAUUUGUAAAACGUGCUGAACCAGUUGUAUUUGGACUUUGUGAAGCAGAAUCUGGUUUUGUUGUUUAUAUUAAUGGAGGUUGUUUUGAAGUUGAAACAAGUGUUGAACAAUUAAAUGAUGAACCAGGUGAAACCACUGCAGCCACCGAGGAACCUACUGCUACUGCUGAAGAAGCAAUCAUACCUGUUGAAUCAACUGCUGAAUCUACUGCUGAAGAAACAAUCAUACCUGUUGAAUCAACUGCUGAAUCUACUGCUGAAGAAACAAUUAUACCUGUUGAAUCAACUGAUGAACCUACUGCUGAAGAAACAAUUAUACCUGUUGAAUCAACUGCUGAACCUACUACUGAAGAGACACCUGUACCCGUUGAAUCAACUACUGCAACUGCACCUGUUCAAACUACUGAAGCUCCUUUAACUUCUCAAACAAUUUCAUAUACUACUCAAGUUAUUACUAUUACAAGUUGUGACGAAGCAAGCGUUUGUACAGAAAUUGUUGAAACUUCAACUUAUCCAACAACAAUUGAAAAUAAUUUAACAACUAUUGCAAAAGAAACUACUAUUACUUUAACAGUUUGUGAUGAAGAACAAGUAUGUACUGAAUCAAUUAAAGUUCAAAAAACUAUCAUAACCACUUAUUGUCCAAUUUCAUACACUACUGAAACUAUUGUUGUCCCAUGUACUACCGAUAUUACUUUUACAGUUGAAGAAUGCACAUCAGGGACUGAUUGUGAUGUUUAUACAACUGAAAUUCAAACUACAAGUUAUACUACUACUACAAUUACUUCAUAUUUAAUUGUUACUGAAGAAGGAUCAACUCAACAACCACAACCAACUACAAUUGCCGGAAAUUCAAGUGAAGAUCAACCAAAUGUAGCUCCUACUAAUCCAGUAGAACCAGAAGUAAAUCCAGAAUCCCCAACUACCGGUCCAGAAGAAAAUACUCCAUUAGUAGAUAUUGAACCAUUACCAAAUAUGGGUACUGUUACUAAAGCAAGUUAUAAAUCUAUAAUUGCAAUUAUGGCCAUAUUAUUACCAGUUUUAGUAUAG